AUGGUAGGUGGUAAUUUGGAUUCCAACCCUCUUACUGAUGAAUUACUCAAAUUAUUUGAUAAUGGGAUCGACUUACGUAUCGCAAAGAACCCCUUUUCUGCUAGUCAUUACCUCACACUCUCUGAUCAUCUAAGCUAUGGGCUUAAAAUUUCAUUACUGAGAGGAAUACCAAUAUUGAAUACUGACUGGACAGACUUUAUAAUAGAAAAUAAGGAAAGUUUUGAAAGAUGGUUCUUAGAACUUGAUCCAAGUGUAUUUUUACCCUAUUCUACGAAAGAUAAUCGAUAUUUAAUCCCAAAUAAGGAAAGAACAACAUUGCUAAAAAGCUCGAUGUUUGUUAUAUUUCAUGAUACGAAAGAUAAACUAUCCAAAUGGAUAGGUUCACUUGGAGGCAAAGUUUUUAAAGUCGAUAUAUCAGCGUAUUAUAGUGAAAGUAAAAUUGACGAAAACUUGUUAUCCAUCAUUAAAACAAAAGUGAAAGAAGCUGAAUGCGAUAAAUGCUUUUUGAUGGAAUUUAGCGAUUAUAAAAUCAAGAAUUAUAAUCAAAUAGAAGAAGCAUUAAGUGAUUUUGCACAUGUAAAUUCUGGAAAGAUUAUUACAGAAGCAAUGUUAUAUGAAAGUGUUGUAAAUAUUUCUACUAGUAAUUUGCUAAGUUUGAAUCUUGACAGGGAAUUAAAACGAUCUACCUCAGCGGAAAUAGUAUACUCUCAACCUCAAAGAAAAAGAAGAAAAUUCAAGAAAGUUGGAAUAACAGAUUUUUUUGACUUUAAACCACCCAUUAAGACUGAAAGUCUGUUCCUUGAUGAGGCUGUUGAUAAAAUUGUAAUCGAAGAUAAGCCGAUGCACAACAGCAUGAUAAGUGCUUCGAUUUCAGCUUCAUCUGAUAACAGAAAUACUGUUCUAAACAACAGCGGUUCACCAGUUGUUCAUACAGAUGUAUCUAUAAACGAAUUACCUAAUAAAAAUAAUGAUGAAAGUAAUGUCUCUCUCAAAAGGCAAGUAGAUAGUUAUACGGAAGAAGGGCCAAGAUUGAAAAAGAAAAAAGAAGAAAAGAAGAUUGGAAAAUUCGUACCACAGAUUUCACUUCUUGAUGCAAUAAAAUCUACCAAGGAACGAGCCAAAGAAAAUGCUCGUGAAGAAUUGGGUAUAGAUGAGAAAGAAAACGAUGGCUUAAAUGAAAAUUUGAAAAAUUUGGCUAUUGUAGAAACAUUUAAUGUUUCAAGAAGGAGAAGGGAACUUGUUCCGAUUGAAACACGCAAUACGUCAUACAAAGAAAGGAAGAACUUUAAAACUUUCAGAAAAAAUAAACCGUUGGAAAAUGAUAAAAGAUGUCUUAUUGACAUGCAGCCGGUUCUAGUUGGUGAUGGAAUAAGUAAUGUAUUUAUUGAAAGUAAUAAAGGCAAAGAAAACACACAGAGACAACUGAAGUUGAUGGAUGAUAUUGGCGGGGUUAUGAGUGAAGUCAAUGGGUAUAAACCUUAUUCUAUCAGUCUAGAGGAAGAUAAUGAUAAUGAUGUAGAUAGUUUCUCAUUUCAAACUUCAAUUAAACCUAUACGUGAAUCUACCCUUUUCGUUCCAGAAGAUGAUACACAAACAGAAUAUAAUCCUACUGCUAGUACAUCAGGCUAUAUGCGACAUAAGAGUGAAGUUCGUAAUGCCCCUGUUCAUGACGAUGAUGAUGAUGAUGAAGAUCUUGAUGAUGACGAUGAUCAACCUAAAUUUGCAUUCACUAGAGCAUAA
Messenger RNA from Debaryomyces fabryi, 1740 nucleotides. RefSeq lists its product as uncharacterized. The transcript has a single exon. Bases 1 to 1740 code for a protein of 579 amino acids. NCBI's taxonomy places the organism in Eukaryota, Fungi, Ascomycota, Pichiomycetes, Serinales, Debaryomycetaceae. The record is from RefSeq and is a predicted model, not a curated record.